Molecule: messenger RNA, 2508 nt
Organism: Necator americanus (New World hookworm)
Lineage: Eukaryota; Metazoa; Nematoda; Chromadorea; Rhabditida; Ancylostomatidae
Exons: 5
Coding region: 1-2508 (835 amino acids)
Molecular function (GO): catalytic activity
Source: RefSeq, a predicted model, not a curated record
AUGUCUCCAUCGGGAGACUCCCACAUCAGCACCGUGAAGCUCUCCCCGCUGCCCAAAAAAGUAAGGGCGAAUGUUUGUUUCCUCUACAACGGUUUACCGCCUCAUAGUGGCGUGGAGGUGACACUGGGUGUCGAACUGCGAUGCACAGCGGAGGUUGGGCGACGACCUGUGGUGAAAGCUAAGCUCGCCGUGGCAUGGCUGCUUAGUUUGGGGAAAAGUCUUCUUGCCACUCCAGCAUAUUCACUGCCUCAGUACCCUGCACACUGGGCCCUUCCGUCUCAGACGUCCGACGGUAUGGCGACCGGUGAGAGGCGAUCAAAUCUCAGGCGGAGUUGGUUUUGUUGUGCACCCAUCUGUCGUCCAUCUCGUCGAUUCUCACGGAUCCUGUCACCUCGUCUGGCCAUUCUUCGCCUCCGCCCUCUGCGCCAAAAAUCCAUCAGUAUCAUCAACUGCUACUCACCAACAUCAGCAGCUGAUGAAUCCGAAUUGGACGCGUUUUACGAGGAGCUGGAGGAAGUAGUCCGCAACGAGAAGUCCUUCUACAAAUUCGUUGUCGGAGACUUCAACGCAAAACUAGGAAAGGCCACAGAAGAGGAAUACAGAAUUGGAAGAUUUGGACUAGAGGACCGGAAUGAAAAUGGCAAUCGUCUCGCUGAGCUGUUGUCCGCCGCUCGCCUCUUUCAUGGGAACUCUCUUUUCAUGAAAAAAGAUUAUCGUCGGUGGACAUGGGAAUCGCCCAAUGGCGCGACUCGUGCGGAGAUCGACCACAUACUCACCAACCGGAGGUGGUGUCUACUUGACGUGUCAGUAGUACCAUCCUUUUGUAGUGGUUCUGAUCACCGUCUCCUUCGUGCGAAAAUACGUCUUAGCCACACGAUGGAAAAGAACAUCUGCUAUCGGCAACGAAUGAGAAAAGAAGUCGUCUACGACGAUUGCGUACUCGAGGACUCCUUGUCCCAGGGUGACCGGCACAUCGAGGAGGACCCAGACGUGGACUACGAGAUGCUGCUCAGAGGAUUACGAGCCUGUGCUGAACGUGCCUCGAAGCCGCGUACGACAAACUUGGAUCGAAUUUCGAAGACCACCAAGGAAUUGUUGGAAAGAAGAAGGGCUUUGAGGAUUGAUCCGAAUGCGUCGCACAUUGAGCGGUUAGUAGCAAACACUAGCUGCAGAAAAGCGUUGCAGGAAGAUCUUAUGAAGUACAGGCAGAAGAAGAUUCUGGAAGCAGCACAAAGAAGAACAAGUCUAAAGAAGUGCCGCAGGGAUCUCCGCGAAUAUAAUAUUCCGCUAGCAACCUGGCGAAGCUUCACCACGGAUUCUCCCUUCGGAAGUAUGAGUCGCUAUCAAGAGCAUGAAACCUGGCACAGCCCCGGACCUGAUUUUAUAUCAGCAGACUUUCUUCGGGCUGGUGGCUAUCCGCUUCAUGACGAAGCCCAGCCUCAAGAACAAGCUGGAUUCCGUCAGGGGUUCAGCUGCUUGGACCACAUCCAGACCGUGUCGAGGGUCAUAGAGGUUUGCCGGGAAUACCGCCUGCUCCUUGUUCUAACCUACGUCGACUAUGAGAAAGCCUUUGACAGCGUAGAAACGAAUGCAAUACUGUCAGCGCUGGUCGACCAAGGUGUGGACGCGUCGUAUGUGAGGACAUUAGCCAAUUGCUACGAUCGAUGCACGACUAAGAUACAGCUUUUCCACCGCCCUCUCACCAUACCCAUCGGAAAGGGGGUACGACAAGGCGAUACUAUAUCGCCGAAGCUGUUCACAGCUGCAUUGCAAUGGAUAAUGAAAUCACUAUCCUGGGAAGAAAGGGGCAUACGUGUUGGUGGAAGAUUUCUUUCGAACCUUCGUUUCGCGGACGACAUCGUUCUCUUUUCGAGCAGUACCAAUGAAGCAGAAACGAUGCUCAACGAAUUGAACGAAGAAGGGAAGAGAAUAGGACUACGAAUAAACAGAAAGAAGACACAGUUCAUGAAGAACGCCUACUGCGAGGACGGAGGAGUACAACUUGAAGGCUCCCAAAUCGUGGAAACUCCGUCAUACGUAUACCUUAGACGUUCAAUGAACAUGGAAAACGACUUGAAGGAAGAACUAAACAGAAGAAUGAGAGCAGCAUGGGCAGCAUUCGCAGCCGUCAGGGAAGCUACGGACCAACUGACGGACCAAGAUCUUCGUGCCCAUCUGUUCGACUCGACAGUCCUUCCGGCGCUCUGUUACGCAGCGGAGACGUGGGCAGACACCGCGGCCACGUCUAGGAAGCUACUUACUACCCACAGAGCCCUUGAGAGAUGUCUCCUGAAGUUUAACCGGCGCACACAACACCUAGCCGGUCUUCGUAGCUCCGACUUAAGAGGAAUGUCCCGUCUUCACGACCCAGCGGAAUAUGUAUCGAAAGCAAAACAUAGAUGGGCCGGUCACAUCAUGAGAAGAAUCGACGAUAGAUGGACUGAAAGAACGCUAGGGUGGAUCCCAAGGGACGCUAAACGCCCCCGAGGGAGACCGCCAACGAGAUGA